Molecule: messenger RNA, 369 nt
Organism: Pocillopora meandrina
Lineage: Eukaryota; Metazoa; Cnidaria; Anthozoa; Scleractinia; Pocilloporidae
Source: the annotation of a GenBank genome assembly
AUGGGCAUCUGCACGGAGUCUGAAAGGGUCAUUUACACCUGUGAUGCCCAGACAAAUUCCAUCAAGAUUUGCACUAAAAUGGUCGAGUACGCCAAAUUUCUCAACUCCGUUGGUCAGCUUUUUGACACCUUUUCCAUCCAUUGUAAAGGAACAGGUUACUCUGUUAAGUCUGCAGAUGAAGCGCUCUCCCUUGUCCGCCAGUGUAAAGAGCUACUAGAGAGGAACACCAACGAGAUCCGAAUGAGUACUGGCAUUACAAGCGCUAUUAAUGGACCUCAGGGUCAUGUUUCCGCCAGGACCGUGGUCUCAGUUGCACUUCUUGAAUGGGGGCUGCAGAGAUUGUACAGCAAUUUGCAACCAUUUAAUUAA